Messenger RNA from Perca fluviatilis (European perch), 1750 nucleotides. It is a transcript of the gene jmjd6, whose product is annotated as jumonji domain containing 6, arginine demethylase and lysine hydroxylase. Gene Ontology annotation, cellular component: nucleus; cytoplasm. Gene Ontology annotation, biological process: phagocytosis. The record is from RefSeq and is a predicted model, not a curated record. Gene Ontology annotation, molecular function: histone H4R3 demethylase activity; P-TEFb complex binding. Bases 296 to 1498 code for a protein of 400 amino acids. Lineage: Eukaryota; Metazoa; Chordata; Actinopteri; Perciformes; Percidae. The transcript has 6 exons.
CAAGCAUUGUGUUGCCUGGCCAAGCCAGUUAGCGAGUGUGUCUCUUAUUAGCUAUUUAUCAAACCGUGUCGACCGGGCAGGUUUUAAAAUUGUUCUCACAUUUGUUGGUGUAUAUUUGAAGACGUGUUAAACACACACCGACUUGUGGUUUUGUUGUCUGUUUGAAAUAAAUAAGGUGAGACUGUCAGAACAGCGCAGCUAGCUAACGUUAGCCAGGUAACGUUAAUGUGUUGCUGUAGUAUCCUCCGGGUUAGCUCGAUCGCUAGCUGAGCAGCGCUAACACACGGGAACAGGAAUGAACCAUAAAAGUAAGAAGAGGAUUAAAGAGGCGAAACGGAGCGCCAGACCCGAACUGAAGGACUCAUUAGACUGGAUAAAACACGAUUACCAUGAGGCUUUCGACCUGUCACACCGCACCGUAAAGGACAAUGUGGAGCGCGUGGACACCCGCCACCUCAGUCCCGAAGAGUUCAUCCGGCGAUUCGAACGCCCCUACAAGCCCGUGGUCCUGCUGAACGCGCAGGACAGCUGGCCCGCCCGGGAGAAGUGGACCCUGGAGCGCCUCAAACGCAAAUACCGUAACCAGAAGUUCAAGUGCGGGGAAGACAACGACGGCUACUCGGUGAAGAUGAAGAUGAAGUACUACAUGGAGUACCUGGAGAGCACGCGGGACGACAGCCCGCUCUACAUCUUUGACAGCAGCUACGGUGAGCACGCCAAACGGCGGAAGCUGCUGGAUGACUACCAGGUGCCCGUCUUCUUCAGGGACGACCUGUUCCAGUUCGCAGGAGAGAAGCGCCGGCCGCCAUACAGGUGGUUUGUGAUGGGCCCAGCCCGCUCCGGCACCGGCAUCCACAUUGACCCGCUGGGCACCAGCGCCUGGAACGCCCUGGUCCAGGGACACAAGAGGUGGUGUCUGUUCCCCACCAACACCCCCCGCGAGCUCAUCAAGGUGGCCAGAGAGGAGGGGGGCAACCAGCAGGACGAGGCUAUCACCUGGUUCAACGUCAUCUAUCCCAGAACCCAGCAGCCCAACUGGCCGCCCGAGUUCACGCCGCUGGAGAUCCUGCAAAGACCCGGGGAAACCGUUUUUGUGCCUGGCGGGUGGUGGCACGUGGUCCUCAACCUGGACACCACAAUCGCCGUCACUCAGAACUUCGCCAGCACCACCAACUUCCCCAUUGUGUGGCACAAAACGGUCCGAGGGCGACCCAAACUCUCCAGGAAGUGGUACCGUAUCUUGAAGCAGGAGAGGCCCGACCUGGCGGUGCUGGCAGACAAAGUGGACCUUCAGGAGUCGACGGGCAUCGCGUCAGACAGCUCCAGCGACUCUUCGUCUUCGUCUUCCUCCAGCUCCUCUGACUCCGACUCUGAUGCAGCGGAGGGAGACGCCGUGUCCCAUCGCAGGAAGAAGAGACGGACCUGCGCCGCAGCGGCCAACGGAGACACCAGCAGCCAGGACGACUGCGUCAGCAAGGAGAGGAGCUCGUCACGGUGACCUCCGGCCGUUUGCAGCUGGUCAUCACACAAACAGCUGCUUCCUGUCUAGGGCUGCAUCCACACUGUUAACGUUUUGGUUUCAAAUCAAAAAUCUUGCUAUUUUCACACUUUGGAUGCCCUUUUGGUUUGAAAUCUCUGAGGUUGUGUUGCACUCUCAGCAGCCGCAAACAAAGACCUCCCUAACUGAUAAGACUGACCGCAUUGUUGUUUCCAAAGGUCUCCAUCUGUUCGUUUCCGAUCUCUGUGGCGA